AGGGUUUUUUUGAUUGGUAAAGAGAUUAGGUCUUGUUCUUUCUCUUUUUCUUCCACCUCUAAUGGGGUUUCAAAUAUAAAUCAGAUCUUUGUCCCCUUAAUUUUCUGAGAAUCUUCUCUGUGUAAGGAAGUAUUUGAGUUUAUAGUUCAUUUCUUUGAAGGUUAAAUUCGUUUAAGUAAAAUGCCAAGGCCUGGAACAACGCUUGGAGGUGAAGGUCAGUUAAUUGGCAAAAUUAGUGGAGACCUGGUUCAGUUAAUCAAGAAGAAGCAUGGGUAUGGAGAAGUAUCUGAUGGUGUCUUAAUCAAAUCUGAAGAAAAAGUGGUAGUUAUCAAACUUGGAGUACAGGAUGUUCGUAAGCGUCUCCAAUAUAUUUUCGGCACUAAUAUAUUGAACUAUAUUGGACGCAUCGAUCCUUCUGCUCUCAAUAACAACCAGGUAUGUUUGGUAAGCGAAACAUAUACUUGUAAUCUUUUAGAAUGGAAAUCCUACUGCGAUGGUGGGAAACAGUCUGUAAUAAAUGCAGGGUUACCAAUGUUAGAAGAGGCUUUAGUACUGAGUUUUGUGUCUAAUCAAACUCGAUUCCAGAAUAAUAGAAGGUCCACAAAAUUUGGUUUGAAGCUUAUAAGAGAGGUGACCCCUGGCCUAGAAACCUAUAUACAGGAAAAGCUGGAGGUAUCAGAUGACCCACACAAACAGGGAAACAUAAACGUAUCAGAUCUCAAUCCUGCAAACAUGAAGUAUGUGGAUCCUAAUCUUUUUAUUUUUAAAUUAAUGGUAACCGAGAUUGAUUCAAAUAUCACUGAUACUGAUGUCAGAAAAGGUUAUGUCAGCUUUAUAGAGUAUGUUUUGCUUGAUGGAGGGAAUGAAAAUGUCAAUCCUGUACUUGAUGAUCUAUUUAGAGUUCUCCGGGGACAACCUCAAACUCCCGGGGCUCCUUAUGAAGCUUCUGAUUGGGAAUUAGUAUCUAAUACACAGCGAGUAUUAUUUGAUAGAUUCCCAACAUAUUUACUAAAGCACCCAUACGAUUGGAUUCCAAAUAAAGGUCUCCGGUUUUCCACGAUAUGAGUUAUAUCAUUGGCCUGGUUGGUGGGUAUGCUACUUCAUCAUAUUUAGUUAAACUCAAAGUGCAAAAAUUUGUGGCUCAGAUGGAUAAAAUUGAUGUCAACGGUCCCACAUUUUAUUUUUGGGGUGAUGUCUUAGCCACUAGAUCUCAAGCAUUAGCGACAUUAGCAUCCACAGCUCCUCCUGGUGGACUCGCUUAUGAUCAAAGACGUGCAGUGCAUCUAAUCCGUUUCCAGAGCAACCAGCUGGAGCAUUUUAAUAAACUCAAUGGGAAGGCUCAGGGGGACUUGGGGAAUAGCAUUGAAUCUUUUUUUUGCUUCUUUGACGAUCUCUUCCCGCAUCUGUUGAUCCAGACCUAUCGAGUAUUCCAGAUUAAUUAUUCAGAUAUACGAGCAGCAUACCCAAAUGACCCCACUGUUCAAGGUGCUGCAGAGUACCUUUGAAUGGGUAGUCAAAUCUGAUAGUUCGGUUUUCCUACCUCUGGUUGGCUCAUAUUCUGGUUGGCUCGGAUUUUGGUUGCAAUUACUUUCUUGUCUUUUCAUUCCGAACUUUUAUUGUCAGAAUGGGUGAAAUGAUAUGCGUACAACUUCUACGUAUUUUGUAAUUGAACCCUUUAUUAGGUUUAUAUUGAGGUGCUCGUAGAUUCGUUUCUGAUUUGGACAGAUGGGUUGUUGUUUCUUUAAUAGAAGCAAUGAGCUUCCAGGGAAUCGAUUUCAAUUCAGUAAUAACCAUAGCCUACUCACCAUCAAUGCCUCGCUGCAAUCUUUUCUUCUUUCUGCUGAAAUACAAACUUGCAUCAAUCAAUUAAUGAGUUGUCUCCUC
Messenger RNA from Papaver somniferum (opium poppy), 1884 nucleotides. RefSeq lists its product as uncharacterized. Bases 181 to 1065 code for a protein of 294 amino acids. The transcript has 2 exons. NCBI's taxonomy places the organism in Eukaryota, Viridiplantae, Streptophyta, Magnoliopsida, Ranunculales, Papaveraceae. The record is from RefSeq and is a predicted model, not a curated record.